AUGGAGAAGCACAUUAAAUUUCCUGCGUCUUUCGGUGUGCGGUCUUUCCCUCCUGCUGUCACUUCUCUCGCUUGGCCUUCUGCCUCGCCUCCCUCUGCCUCGCCUCCCUCUGCCUCGCCUCCCUCUGCCUCGCCUCCCUCUGCUUCGCCUCCCUCUGCUUCGCCUCCCUCUGCGUCACCUCCCUCUGCCUCGCCUCGCUCUGCGACGCCUGCUAUCGCUGCCGUUUCUUCGGCCUCUGCUGCUUCGUCGAGUCCGCCGUCCUUCUGGGUGACUGCAGCGCCCUGCUUCGCCGCCGCACUGUGUCCCUGCGCGUGGGUUCCUUGUGCCUCCGAGCCGGCUGCGGCGCCCGCCCCCUCCUCCUCUGCGAGUUUGUCUGCGGACGCAGACGGACUACAAGGACAGCCGUUCUCCUCCGCCUGUCUCCACGACGAUUCUCUUUUUCGAGUCGUUCAGAGGAUGAACGCGGUCGUGCUGCGCGCGCCCUCGCCCGUUCCCCCUCCUUGUGGCUGCCGCUCCUACGCGCCGGCUGCGCCGGGCAAGCACUAG
Besnoitia besnoiti is the source of this 546-nucleotide messenger RNA. Its product is annotated as chloride transporter, chloride channel (ClC) family protein. The transcript has a single exon. Bases 1 to 546 code for a protein of 181 amino acids. Lineage: Eukaryota; Apicomplexa; Conoidasida; Eucoccidiorida; Sarcocystidae. The record is from RefSeq and is a predicted model, not a curated record.